Ambispora leptoticha is the source of this 142-nucleotide messenger RNA. NCBI's taxonomy places the organism in Eukaryota, Fungi, Glomeromycota, Glomeromycetes, Archaeosporales, Ambisporaceae. The record is from the annotation of a GenBank genome assembly.
CCUAUUCUUCGCAAUAUAAGUUCAAAAAAAUUAUCCAAUCGUGAACUUGCCAUAUUUUGUAAAAAAUUACGGUAUGGCAGACAGAAGGUACGAACAUCUCACUGGAGAUGCAAACCCGGUGUAAACAAAGCCACAAGUCAUG